GGCCCUCCAGGCCAGUGUUUCUGGCGGCCGCCGGGCUCCACCUCCAUCCCCCUUUCCCCUCCCCAGCAGGGCGGCGGGUCGCAGCGGGAGCGCGCGCCUCCGCGGCUUUCUUCUGGCCCCCCUCUGCUGCCCCCAUCCUCCCCUUUCCGGUGGCGGGGACGCGGCUGCCUGUUAAAGCUUCGCGAGAGCGGUUGGCCGGCUCAGGAGAACACCGCAGGAGCAGCUCGGCUUUUCAUAGAAGAUUUACUCAGCAAGUUGACCAUCUGCCUCUACAUAGUUUAUGCGUACAACUGUAGGACCUGGCUCAUAAUCCUUAACAAAGAAGAAAUAAGUAUUCAUCUUAAAAUAGAAGGCUUGUGUAUUUUAUUGUCGGCUUCCAAAGAUUACUAACUUUUAUCUAUAACUUUAAAAUUGAACUACCUUGGCUAUCCUGCUGUUCCUAUUUGCUGCUUCCAUUAUUGCCUUCUUCAGAGAACACCCAAAGAAUAACAAAAGACAAACACCAUUUUUAAGUCUUUUCACAAUGAAACUUAAGCUAAAUGUGCUUACAAUAAUUUUAUUCCCUAUCCACUUGCUAAUAUACAUAUAUAGUGCCCUUAUAUUUAUUCCGUGGUAUUUUUUUACCAAUGCCAAGAAGAAAAACACUAUGGCAAAACGAAUAAAAGCUAAACCCACCUCAAACAAGCCUGGGAGUCCAUAUCGAGCUGUCACCCACUUCGCCUCACUUGCCGUGAUUGACAUCCCUGGAGCAGACACCCUGGACAAACUGUUCGAUCAUGCUGUGACCAAAUUUGGGAAAAAGGACUGCCUUGGGACCAGGGAACUGUUAAGUGAAGAAAAUGAAAUGCAACCAAAUGGAAAAGUCUUUAAAAAGUUAAUCCUAGGAAACUAUAAAUGGAUGAACUAUGUCGAAGUGAACCAGAGAGUGAAUAAUUUUGGCAACGGACUUACCACAUUAGGCCUGAAACCAAAGAGCACAAUUGCCAUCUUCUGCGAGACCAGGGCAGAAUGGAUGAUUGCAGCACAGACCUGCUUUAAGUAUAACUUCCCUCUUGUAACUCUAUAUGCAACUCUUGGCAAAGAGGCUGUAAUACAUGGACUGAAUGAAUCAGAAGCAUCCUAUCUGAUUACUAGUGUUGAACUUCUAGAAAGUAAACUUAAGACCGCACUUGUAGACAUCAACUGUGUUCGGCAUAUCAUCUACGUGGACAAUAAAAUGAUUGAUAAAUCAGAAUAUCCUAAAGGCUUUGAAAUCCACAGUAUGCACUCAGUAGAAGACUUGGGAUCCAAGCCGGAAAAUAUCAACAUCAUUCCCAACAGACCAAAUCCCAAUGAUCUUGCUAUUGUCAUGUAUACCAGCGGCUCUACUGGCAGACCUAAAGGCGUAAUGAUGCAUCACAGCAACCUGAUAGCUGGAAUGACUGGCCAGUGUGAAAGGAUUCCUGGAUUGGGACCAAAGGAUACCUACAUUGGCUACUUGCCUCUUGCUCAUGUUCUAGAAUUGACAGCAGAAAUAUCAUGUUUUACCUAUGGCUGCAGAAUUGGAUAUUCUUCUCCUCUUACAUUAUCAGAUCAGUCCAGCAAAAUUAAGAAAGGGAGCAAAGGCGACUGUAGUGUUCUGAAGCCUACACUUAUGGCAGCUGUCCCGGAAAUCAUGGAUAGAAUUUAUAAGAAUGUCAUGAGUAAAGUUCAAGAAAUGAACUAUUUUCAGAAAACUCUUUUCAAGAUAGGCUAUGACUACAAGCUGGAACAGAUUAAAAAAGGAUAUGAUGCUCCGCUGUGCAAUUUCCUGCUGUUUAAAAAGGUGAAAGCUCUAUUAGGCGGGAAUGUCCGUAUGAUGCUUUCUGGAGGAGCACCCCUUUCACCACAGACGCACCGCUUUAUGAAUGUCUGUUUCUGCUGCCCAAUUGGCCAAGGUUAUGGAUUAACCGAAUCUUGUGGAGCUGGCACAGUUACUGAAGUUACUGACUAUAGCACUGGACGAGUUGGAGCCCCUCUUAUUUGCUGUGAAAUUAAACUCAAGGACUGGCAAGAAGGAGGCUAUACCAUUCAUGACAAACCAAACCCCAGAGGGGAAAUUGUAAUCGGUGGACAAAAUAUUUCUAUGGGUUAUUUUAAAAAUGAAGAGAAAACAGCUGAGGAUUAUUCUGUGGAUGAAAAUGGACAAAGAUGGUUUUGUACUGGAGAUAUUGGUGAAUUCCACCCUGACGGAUGCUUACAGAUUAUAGAUCGCAAGAAAGAUUUGGUGAAACUACAAGCUGGAGAAUACGUGUCUCUAGGCAAAGUGGAGGCUGCCUUGAAAAACUGCCCACUCAUCGACAACAUCUGCGCCUACGCCAAAAGUGACCAGUCAUAUGUGAUCAGUUUUGUGGUUCCUAAUCAGAAAAGGCUGAUGGCCUUGGCCCAGCAGAAAGGGGUAGAGGGAUCAUGGGUAGAUAUCUGCAACGACCCUACCAUGGAAACUGAGAUACUUAAGGAAAUUAAAGAAGCUGCAAAUACCAUGAAAUUGGAGCGUUUUGAAAUUCCAAUCAAGGUCCGCCUAAGCCCAGAACCCUGGACUCCUGAAACCGGUUUGGUAACUGAUGCUUUCAAGUUGAAAAGGAAGGAGCUCAGGAACCACUAUCUCAAUGACAUUGAGAGAAUGUAUGGAGGCAAAUAAAAGUCGGGCCUGUUCUCAACAGAGGGCCCCAUACUCUCAAUAAUGCAAAAUGUUGGUGUUUUACCUUUGCCUCUGGUUAUUAAAACUGCAUUUAGCUAUUACAAUCUUAAGUUAAAUCGAAGGGAAAUGAAAAACCAAUUCAAAUGCCGGUUGAGUCUUCUCUUUCUCUCUCUUUUUUUUUUUUUUUUUUUUUUUUUUUUUUGUAUUCUAAUGAAACCUAGAUGGAAGUCAUUUGCCUCUAGGUAUUUUUAUUGAAUUUUGAUUCUUAACUUAUCUGAGUUACAAAACAAAAAUUGAACUCCCAGAAUCCUCCUAAGGUUCAUUUCUGGUUCCUUGAGCCUGGCAAAGUUGAAGCAAAAUAAAUAGGGGAGUAGAGUAGAGGAUAAAAUUUGAACCUUCCAGGUUCAAUGUAUUUCUAAUUUAGAAGCUUCCUUACUUGUCAGGCUCAACAAACAGAUCUUUGAUCUUAAGGACUCUGUGAAGCACUGCCUGGGGGCUUUGACAUUCUUUUCCAACUGUUUAUAUAUGUUAUGUAGUUAUCAAAAAACAAAUCAUGAUUAUAGCAUCAUAGACAGAUAGAAACAAAACGCCUUGGAAAAAAUCUUUACGAGAAAGAUUACAUCGGCCAUACGUUAAAUAGAUGGUGGUUCAUCUGUACAUCAUUAUAAUAUUGUGAAUAUUUACAGUGCCUGAAGUUUGAAUUAAGACAAAAAAAUGCUACUGAGUAAAAUAUUUAAAGGGGAACUGGAUUGUUUUUUAUUACUGUUUGAGAUCCGAAUUCAAUAACCACAUUCCUUUGACAUUUACAAAUAGCAGGUACAUGUUUUAAGGUUCCUGGUAAAAUGCUUGCCAACACAUUUACUCUGAAAACACAGGAUCAAACGCAAAAUGGAGAAAGGUUAAAUCUCACGUGAAAGACAAUGCCGAAAUAAUAAAUUUUUGUUUUGAUGGCUCUGAAGAACUGAUAUCAAUAUGUCCUUCCAUUAAAACAUAUUUUUUGGGGGGGUUCUUAAAGGUUUUUCUGUUGCUGGUUUGGAUUCUUACAGUUUUAAUUUUGGAAAGUCUUACAGUUCACCCUAAUUCUAUUACAAACAAAUACAACAUUUCCUUAGCUAUCUCGUCUGUGUCCUAGGUGAAUAAAAUUGGUUCUGUUUUUUGGAAGUUGUUUUAAGAAGGGAAGAAAGCACUGUCAUCCUAUUUUUUUCCUCUUUGUGGAAGAAGUUAGAAACUGGAAAUUCUAGGUGUGGACUUGGGACUGUCAAUAAGGAUUCAUCUAAUGUUUGUGCUGUAACUUGUUAUGAGUGUGCUUUUUGUUUUAUGUACUCUUAAAAAAAAUUGCGCCCUUUUCCCUGCUGGCUAUUCACACUUGAACUAUAGUUAUUAUUUUUUUAAAAAGUGAACAUUCUUAAUACUGUUAUACUUUGCACUUUUUUUUCCCUUAAAUCAUUUUAUGUUGUGUGCGUGCAUAUUGCUUGCAUUUCUUUUUAUUUUAAAAUGUUGGCCACCACUACAAGAUGAUUUUCCUUGCUCUAAAAUAUUUAUAUUAUAAAGAAAAGAGAUUCUUCUAUUCAUAAAUAUUUAAAUGUUAUGUAUAUGAUGGUAAAAAGGAAAAUAAUCUGGAAUGAAGGUUUUUUGUAAAGAUUUAUCUGUUUAGUGUUCAGGGAUGUAAAAUGCUGGGCAAAUUGUUCGUGCAAUGGUAAGUGUAUGUGGAUAUUCUCCCUAUCCUCGGCUCUCCUUUGAUCUGUAAAAAUCGACCGUCUUUACUAAGUGGACAACUCGGCAACCUUGACUGUUCAUGGCUCAUUGUUUUAAGAUUGGCCUUUAGGGACUCUUUUCUUAAGUCUUUUUAACUUAAUGAUUUUUCUUUCCAUUUUAAAGCUACCUUUGGAAAGGUGACUUGGACUAAAUGUGUUUGAUGUUUCCUCUCAGAUUUUCAUUUCCCUAAUUCUCAUCUCCCUAAAGCUAGAACACUGCCAACUGAUCUAUUGUGUCGACCCUUUAGAUUGACUAAAUCAACACUUUAGGUGCUGCUAAUUCUUUAUGAAAUCCAAAUAUCUUUUAAGGGACCAGGGAGAUGCCACUAUGACCCACUUUUUUUUUUUUUUAAUCUAAAUGUAUAUUUGUUUACAUACACAGAAAAGUCUUCUCCAUACGAAUGGUGGCUUUUCAGAGAUUUGAUCUUAGAGAUUGACCCCACCUAUUUUUUUAUACUUGUUUCACUUGCUUAUUGUUGAUUUUUAUGUCAGCCAUUUCACAAAAGCUGUAAAUUUUUUAAAAACCCAAUUCCAUAGACAUGAUUCUAAAUUGAACCUUUUUGAUUCUUGCUUUCUACGCCUGAAAUAUCUCAUCUUGCCUCAGUUCUACUUGUUUGUUGUCAUGCCCUCCAUCAUAUGUGGAAGUAUAAUUGCAUAUUUUCCAGAGACUAAAUAUAGUUAAAUGGUUCAUAAAAUCCGAGUGUUUGUUCCUUUGAUCACAGAGAUGGGUUAGAAUACUUAGCUGAUAUUGUCUCCGUAGAAUAUGUGUUUCUGAAUUAGAAAAAUAGGAACAGAAAGAGGAGUGUGUUGUUUUCUUGGGAAAUGUUUCAUUUUCAAAUAUGCGCCUAUUUGUACUUUCUGUUAAAAUGCAUGAUUGCAAAAUCAUUAUUGGGUGUGGUGUGUUGAUUCCUAACGGAAAGUUUUAUUGUAUUUUUAAAGUUUGCACUCAGAUCUUAAGAAAUAAACCCAUCCAUAGUACCAAA
This is a messenger RNA of Sarcophilus harrisii (Tasmanian devil), 5396 nucleotides long. It is a transcript of the gene ACSL4, whose product is annotated as acyl-CoA synthetase long chain family member 4. The record is from RefSeq and is a predicted model, not a curated record. The coding region runs from base 524 to 2659 and encodes 711 amino acids. Gene Ontology annotation, cellular component: plasma membrane; lipid droplet; endoplasmic reticulum. Gene Ontology annotation, biological process: long-chain fatty acid metabolic process; neuron differentiation; long-chain fatty-acyl-CoA metabolic process. The transcript is spliced from 17 exons. NCBI's taxonomy places the organism in Eukaryota, Metazoa, Chordata, Mammalia, Dasyuromorphia, Dasyuridae. Gene Ontology annotation, molecular function: arachidonate-CoA ligase activity.